Messenger RNA from Annulohypoxylon truncatum, 964 nucleotides. RefSeq names its product DASH complex, subunit Spc34. NCBI's taxonomy places the organism in Eukaryota, Fungi, Ascomycota, Sordariomycetes, Xylariales, Hypoxylaceae. Gene Ontology annotation, cellular component: DASH complex; spindle microtubule. Gene Ontology annotation, biological process: attachment of spindle microtubules to kinetochore. The coding region runs from base 156 to 920 and encodes 254 amino acids. The transcript is spliced from 2 exons. The record is from RefSeq and is a predicted model, not a curated record.
GUCAAUUCCAACUUCAACCAUUUCAAGGUUACAAAACAGCUUAGGUAAUGCGACACUAGUGAAUCUCAUCUUCUAAUCCACUAUCAUCUUCUCCUUCAUUGGUGGAUGCUCAUUCGUCACAAUUGUUUAACUUCGAGUAAUAAACAAAUUGCAUCAUGUCGCUUCUCCCAGCACAUUUUGAGCAGAUCGCCAUAUCGUGUCAAGGAAUUGACAGUCUCCCCUUUCCGCCCCCAAAGAUAUUCACCAACGCCCUCCUCGUUAACGACGACAUCACCUCCCUAAUCCGCGACACCGAACCUCACGAACGAGCGCUAUUCUCCGUCCCACCACCUCCGCCACCAGGCACAUCCCAAAACCCGGAGCCGCCGACGCAGUCCUCACGUCGACAGACCGUGUUCAACGUCGCCUCGGGCGAGGUCACCACGUCGGGCGGUAACACGGGGCGGAACGCGGGCGCGCCUCGACGUCACACCGCCGUAGCAGCCGUUCUAGGCGGCGGCCUGCACGAGCAGAUCCGACGCAGCGAGCGACGCGGCGGGAAAGACGACAUCGAUGUCGAGAUCCUACUCAAAGGCGCGGAGAAGCUGUGUGGCGUGUACCCCCUGCCGGGCGCGCUAGAGCGGAUAGCGGCGCAACGGUCCAAGUACGCGCACAGCCGGAGCACCCUAGCAUACUACGAGGCGAAAGUAGCCGAGCAAGCCGAAGCCCUAGGGAAGAUGAAUAAGGACCAUUGGAUGGACGAUGACGAAGAGGAGGAGGAGCGCGAACAAGAUGUUCCGCAAGAAGGGGAGGAAAUCUACACCGAGGAAGAUCUGAUACGAGAGGGAGAACAGAUCCGUGAGCUCGAGAAGAAGAAGAGGGAGCUCCAGGAGCGGCUGCAAACGAUUGAUAAAGACAUCGACGGGUUACUGCACAUGUAAUGCCGCGUGUAGACUUUUAGACUAUGAUACCCCAACCCAACACG